UGGGCCGCCUGCCGGCCGGCUCGGUUGGUCAGGCGUCAUUCGACCGGUGUCGGUGGCGCUGGUGGCACGUCUCCGCGGACGAUGACGCGCUGCUCGCUCGGAGCUCUGACGGCGCUGGCGGUCGCCGCUGGCCUGCUGGCCGCCGCCUCGGCAGAGGUCACCAUUACCGACAACGGCUACUCGGGACUGGUGGUGGGCAUCUCCAAGGAUGUUCCCGAGGACGACGGACCGCAGCUCAUCGAGGCCAUCAAGGCCAUGUUCCGAGAGGCGUCACCGGCUCUGUUCACUGCCACGGAGAAGCGGGCCUACUUCAAGAAGGUCACCAUUCUCAUUCCCAUGACGUGGACCAAUACCUCCAUCGACAGGAUGGCUAAUUCUGAAGUAUACGAGGAGUCGGAGGUGCGCGUGGCGCCGCCGAACCCGGCCUACGGCGACAACCCGUACACGCUGCAGCCGGGCGGCUGUGGCGAGCCGGGCGAGUACAUCCACGUGACGCCCGACUACCUGCGCUUCAUCAACGACACCAUGAAGCGACGCUUCGGACCGGCAGGCAAGGUGGUGACUCACGAGUGGGCCCACCUGCGCUACGGCGUGUUCGAAGAGUACGGCUACCCGGGCGACCCGGCGUACCCGCUCUUCUACUACAGCAUUCAGGAUAACGGCGAGCCGCUGCUGGUGCCCAACUUCUGCUCCAACACCACCCUCAAGGGACAGACUUACAACCGAAAGACCGGUGGAAGCGACUGCACGUUCGACGAUUCGACGGGCCUGCCGGACAGCGACUGCUGGUUCUACCCGUACGACGAUAACGACGCCGUGACGUCACUCAUGUCGUUCACCUACCUCGAAUCGGUGAGCCACUUCUGUGACAGCACCGAGGAGAAACAUCACCGUGCCGACGCGCCCAACAAGCACAACGUCCGCUGUAACCAGAGAUCCGUCUGGGAUGUGAUCGCCGACAACGACGACUUCGCCGGCGGCGCGAACCCGCCGGCCGACCUGACCCCGACCCAGAUCGAGCCCUCGUUCGAGGUGGUGCGUCAGACGGACGCUCGUUACGUCCUGGUGCUCGAUACAUCCGGCAGCAUGAGCGGCAGCAGGAUCGCCCAGCUCAACAACGCAGCAACCAAAUGGAUCAAGUACGAGCUCCAGAACGGUACCUGGGUAUCUAUCGUAACAUUUACUACCGUCGGAUACCUGCAAACUGAUUUCAUACAGAUCGAGGACGACGCUUCUCGAAACAGGCUGGCAAGUUAUGUGCCGAAAAGUGCAGGUGGAGGCACCUGCAUUUGCAACGGAUUGGACAAGGCCCUCAAGACUCUGCAAAAAGCCCUCGGUGGACCCGGUGGAAUCAUUAUUCUUAUGACGGACGGUGACGAGAAUACCGGUUGCGUCAACCCCAAUGCACCCGGUCACUCAUGGGACAUGACCGAUCUUUACGGACCGGUAGAGGAGGCCCAGGUCAUUGUGGUCACCAUGGCCUUUGGCACCAGCGCAGACACAAGGCUGGAGAAGUUUGCCGAAAUAAGCGGUGGGAGGACUUACUUCAUCGACGAUACAAAGGCGGCUCUGGACCUGGACCAGGCGUUCCAGGGCUGCCUCACCUACCAACCGGACAUCACCGUCGAAACCGAAAAGGACAUCGUGCUUUUCCAACAGCACAUUGGAGCCUCUGCUGUGAACUCUUUCUCCGGCAUGUUUUCAAUCGACCCGACCACUGGCCGUGACCUCAUCUUCAAAAUCGAGUAUUCCGACGCCUCAGCUCCAAGCAAGAUCUCUUCUGUCAUCUUACUGUCUCCAAGCGGAGCACAUGUCACAAAUAUCACCUACGUUUCCGGGGAGAACUUCGGAACCAUCGAAGUGCCAAUGGCUGAGGAAGGUGACUGGAGUUUUAACAUCACUUUCACGAGGGCUUCAGUAGACAUGGUCAUCACCACCACAUCAAAAGCACGGUCCCACGAUGUGCUGCCGCUGACAGUCGAGUGCUGGAUCGGCAGUACCGGCCAGGUAACGGUCGACAAAAACACCCGGCUCUCGGUGCUCGGGAAGGUGCGCCAGGGACAGAACGCCGUCCUCCAGGCCACUGUCAUGGCACAUGUCACGACUCCUGACUCAACCUCAGGAGUGGUCGAUAUGCAGCUGCUCGAUACUGGAGUGGGAGCCGACGCCAUCCGCGAUGACGGCAUCUACACCAAGUACUUUACUCAGUUCAACAAAAAGGGUCGGUACUCGGUGGUCUGCGAGGUACGAAACGACGGUAACGCAGUCAUCAACGAGGGCUUCAGCGCCUCUGGAGCCAUGCCGAACCCCAAGAACAGCGACAGCUCGUGGUGCUGUGGCAGCACGAGUCCCGUCGGCAACACCCGUCCCACCGGAAACUUCACGCGAACAAUCAGUGCCGGAGCGUUCCAGAUCAUGAAUGACCCUCAGAAGGGCAUCCUGCCGCCGGGUCAGGUCACUGAUCUGGUGCUGCAGCAGCGGUCCCGUUCCAAAAACACCGCCACUGUCCAGUGGACCGCUCCCGGCGCCGACCUGGACCAGGGAACCGCCACCGAGUACGAGUUCCGGUGGUCAAACGUGUCCAGCGACCUGUCGCCGUCCCAGUUCCUCACCAAGGGGGUGCUGGUGAACGCCACGCUGGUGCCGGCACCAGAGACCAGCGGCACCAUCCAGACGCUCACCAUCGACGUCCCCAAAGGACUGGAGGCCAGCAGCUUCUUCAUGGCCAUGCGCACUCGCGACGACCAGACCGACAACUGGAGCGCCGUCUCCAACACAGCCAUCCUCUACAUGGGGGCCGUGCCGGCGCCCCCCGACGACGGACUGUCGCCCGGAGCCAUCGCCGGCAUCGUCAUCGGCGUGCUGGUGGUCGUCGUCGCCGUCGUUCUGAUCGGCGUUUUCGUCAACAACCGUCGACGUACGAAGGUGGAUGGCGCGUGAUCGGCCUGCCAUCUGGCGGCCGGUUGACUUUACCUGCUUCCUGCUGUUGAUUAUUUUUAAUUGCUGACACUCGCUCGACUUACCCACUUGUUCACUGUUUCGUGGCUGGUUGACAAGAGAAAUUCGCUCAUACUUGUCAUAGUUCCUUAGUUGUUUCCUCUAUAUCAGUGGCACUGUAUUGUUGCAGAAAAAGACAAGGCAUGUAUCAACAUCGUAAUUUGUGACCGCAUUUGCAGAAUAGGUACCUAAUUGUAAUGAUUGAGUUAUGAAUGUUUUGAUGUUAGUGUUACUGCCUUAAUUUAUGCGAAAUGACUAGGAAGUUAGAUAAUCGUCGGAGGCUCAUGUCAACAGCGUGUAUUCUUCUUUCUGUGCUGACAUAAUCUUUAGGUAUUUUGAGGACCAUAACCAGAAUGUUAAUUCUUUUCACUUUUGAUGGACUGUAUGAAGCCUAUACCUUACUGCUAACUGCUAAGUGCCAAAUGUUAUCCAGAAUAUGAAAUGAAUAGGUAUAAGGCGUUUUACUGCAUGAAAUUAUAUAUAAAAAUCACAAUUUGUUAGGUAUGGAAAUGAUUGUUCGUAAGAUGCGAGAGAAUGUGUAAAUAGGGUAGACCGGGGCAAGUCGCCCCGCCGAGGUAAAACGACUCACCUAUGUUUCUCGGAACUGGCAAGGUUCUGGAGAAACAUCAUCUCUUCUAUAAAACGUGCACUAUAUAUAUGAUCAUUAUAUGAGCAGACUGGAAAAAAAUUGUGAUGACUCUUUAGAGAAAUAUACCCAAAAAUUUGUUUUUGGAGUGA
Messenger RNA from Amphibalanus amphitrite, 3735 nucleotides. RefSeq names its product calcium-activated chloride channel regulator 1-like. The transcript has 18 exons. NCBI's taxonomy places the organism in Eukaryota, Metazoa, Arthropoda, Thecostraca, Balanomorpha, Balanidae. The record is from RefSeq and is a predicted model, not a curated record. The coding region runs from base 82 to 2940 and encodes 952 amino acids.